UUUUUCGUUAAGUAAGUGCACGCCAGCCUUGCCGUGUUGUGAGUGUGAGCUUGAGAGUGUGUUCAUCAUUUAGUCUUCUGGCCGUUCCCUCUCAUCUCUCGUCCUUCUGUCUCUUCGUUCGGCAGGGCAGCUCCUCCAGACUACAUCGACUUCAGCCGUUGCAGUAAGAGCAACAGAUUUUUCAUUCCUACUUUCUAACUAAGCAGCUAAACCCCAACACCAGCCAUGGAUGCCAUCAAGAAGAAGAUGUUGGCCAUGAAAAUGGAGAAAGAAAAUGCCAUGGAUAGGGCAGAACAGAUGGAACAGAAGCUCCGCGACGUCGAAGAGACGAAAAACAAGUUGGAAGAAGACUUCAACAAUCUCCAGAAGAAAUUCUCCAACCUGCAAAACGACUUCGACACAGCCAACGAGGCUUUGACAGAAGCCAACACCAAAUUGGAAGCUUCUGAGAAAAACGUUGCCCAGCUUGAAAGUGAUGCUGCUGGAUUGAACAGACGUAUCCAGCUCCUGGAGGAGGACUUAGAAAGAUCAGAAGAACGCCUUCAGAGUGCCACAGAAAAGUUAGAAGAGGCUUCAAAAGCAGCAGAUGAGAGCGAAAGGCAGCGACGAACCGUAGAAAACAAAUUAUGCGCUGGGGAUGAAAGACUGGAAGAGGCAGAAAUCCAUCUCAGGCAAGCAAGACAGGUAGCCAGUGAAGCUGAAGCCAGAUAUGAUGAGGCUGCUCGCAAAUUGGUGGUCUUAGAAACUGAAUUAGAAAAAGCUGAAGAACGAGCUGAAAAGGCGGAGAGGAAAGUGAAAGCCCUAGAGGAUGAAGUACAUGCGCUAACCAAUAACCUUAGAUCAUUAGAGCGAUGUGAGGAGAAGGCCUCCCAGAGAGAGGAUAGCUACGAGGAGACAAUCCGAGACCUGACACAGAGGCUGAAGGAUGCUGAGAACCGUGCCACUGAAGCUGAGCGCACAGUAUCCAAACUGCAAAAAGAGGUGGACAGAUUGGAAGACGAACUAGAACAAUCCCGUGAUCAGAAUGCCCAGUUGAGACUGGAAAUGGAUCAAUGCAUCACUGACUUGGAAAAUCUCUAGUGUUCAUGACAGACGAGCUCCUGGCAGAGAAAGAGAGGUACAAGUCAAUUUCGGACGAGCUGGAUUCCACGUUUGCCGAACUUGCUGGCUACUGAGCCUCCUAUUGCCUUUAUCGACAACAUUGAUACAAGAGCUUCCUCAUCAUUUCACUCAUUGUCGCAGUUAUUUAUAUUUAAUAGGCUCGGUCUGUUGCCAGUUUUUUCAAGAUCCACUAUGGCAAUGUUGUCCACUUUCUCGAUAGCUUGUAAAAACUCUUUUUUUCUGCCCACAUUGGAAUUAUAUGCCAAGUAAUCUAGUAAUAUUUUUACCAAACAAACAUUUGAUGAAAAUUGUGUGUAUGAUGAGGAAAUUAAUGGUUAACCGAACACUAUCAGGAAGACCAAACAGACAUUGUAUAAAAUUGUUCUUGCUUGCACCUUUCAUAUUUUGUACAGAGAAUGUUAUUGCUCUAACAGUUUUAUGUCGGCUAAAGCAUGAUGUUGAAGAAAAUAUCUUCAAGAAGAUUCUGCUCAGUGCACUAUCUGAUGUAUCAAAGUAUGUUUCUAAUUAAAUGACCGGGCAUUGUCAUUGUAAAAGCACUCCAGUGAUAAGUAUGACCAACUUGUUCACUUAUCCAUUUGUCUUUGAUCAUCUCUGAGUUGAGUUUUCCAACACCAUGUUUUAGCCAAGCUACAGUAUGUGACAACUCAUGGGGUUAUGUUUUUUAGCUGGUUUUAAACAUUGGUUGUCAAAAUGAGUUGCAAUUAGAAUGUUAUUUAUUAAACCACCCACAUCCUGGGGUGAGAACAACCAUUUAUAACCCCAGGUCAGGAUGCUAGGCUCAGGUGUGUGCUCCACAUUGUUCAGGCUUAACAACAAUUUGCCAGUCUAUCAACACACGUACAACCCUUGCUUAACAUCUGUCGAGGGACAGCCAGUCACACUCUUGUUCCACCUGUUAGUCAUAUUCCACACCAAGACAAUUUGAAGCACAACCCUGGUGCCCCUUCUUUCCUAGACCUGGCAACUCCACUUCAUCACUCAUUCUUUGCUUUCCUCACAGUGGCUAGAAAAUAUACACCCUAUGUUGAAAACAUUUAAAAGUUUGAGUAUACAAUGUCUACCAUCAGAAUUUGUACAUUUAAGAAUUUAAAGAAAAAAAUUUGAGCAACUAAGCUAAACCAUUUGUCUAGUGCUAAAUAUGAAUGUACCAAUAGUUCAGUAUGCUUCUUAUCAAUUCUGGAAGAAAAAAAGAUCCUCAUAAUAAAAAAAGCUUAUUAAAUACUGUGUAUUUAUUUUCUAUCGAAAUAAUGUGCUGUGUAUUUAUUUAAACUUCUAAGUCUUAAUUCCUUUUUUAAAAUGCUUCAUCUAUCUGUAAGAAUGAAAAUUACUUCUAAGCUGGACUUAACCCAGUGCACUCUGUACAAGAGCAUAAUUUUGAAACAAAAUAUUUUAACUGUUAACUUCCUGAAUUUGUAAUUUGAUUAAAAGUCUUUUUUUUUCUUUC
Molecule: messenger RNA, 2566 nt
Organism: Physella acuta
Lineage: Eukaryota; Metazoa; Mollusca; Gastropoda; Physidae
Product: tropomyosin-2
Source: RefSeq, a predicted model, not a curated record